This is a messenger RNA of Lasiodiplodia theobromae, 2295 nucleotides long. Its product is annotated as LMBR1-like membrane protein. The coding region runs from base 1 to 2295 and encodes 764 amino acids. Gene Ontology annotation, cellular component: membrane. Lineage: Eukaryota; Fungi; Ascomycota; Dothideomycetes; Botryosphaeriales; Botryosphaeriaceae. The record is from RefSeq and is a predicted model, not a curated record. The transcript is spliced from 2 exons.
AUGAGUGGAGACUCGGGAAGCAUCGCAGCCGCCGCCGUGGCGUCCGCGCUGGUCAAGCGCUCCUCGGCCGGCUCCAACGCCUUCUUCUCCAUCUCCGUCGCCGUCAUUUGCCUGCUGGUCUUACUACUGCUACGCUACUACCUGCCACUGCGCAAGACGCCCGCGUACCUGCUCGUCCCCGUCUUUUUGGCCCUAGCCUUGCCCGCCAGCAUCAUCCUGCUCGUGCCCAUCGACCUCGGCAGCGUGAGGAGCGUCAAUGGCGAGGACAAGGGCGGAAGGGGCGUCUGGCUGCCGGAGCGCGCUCUGCUGGUCUGCUGGAGGAUAGGAUACUGGUUAACCUUCGUCCUUACUUGGGCGAUUCUUCCGCUUCUCGGCGAAUACAGCGAUGCCGGCUACUUGGCUCCGAAGUCGCGCUUCCUUUACUCGCUUCGCUCGAACGGGCAGUACUGGAUGAUUAUCAUUGGCUGCAGCAUUGUCGGCGCUAUAUACUUUAUAAUGACCAAUGGCUUCCACUUCACGUCUUUGAAGGGUUUGGUCAUGGCUUUGGCCUAUGCGUGGGGUCUCAUCCUCGCUAUUUACCUCAUGGGUCAUGGCCUUGUGGCUCUGCCUAGGCGGCUUUGGAGGAGCGCGAGCAUAGCGGAGCGGUUGAAGAGAAUCCAGGCCCAUGCGCCCAAGGUCCACGAGAAGCUUGAGGAUGCUACUGAGAAAUUGGAGGACUACGAGGCGCAGGUCAUGCAGUUGAGGAACAAGAGGAGCUCAGUGCCCAGAGAAUUCCAGGAAUGGAUCGAGGAGCUGGCGGACACUGCAUCUCUGUUGGAGGCGCAGCCGUCAAGAUCUGUUGGCGCCCCGAGAACGACCAUUCCUUCAGUGAUUACCGAGAAGUACUUGGCCGAUCUGACCAGAAGGCUGAAGAGGGCGAGACACGCAAGGCUGCGCUUUGAAGAUGAAUGGGCGCGCUUGGUUUCUUCCGCUGUUUUCACCCAGGCUAUCCUUGAUGCUGCGGGCCCCAAAAAGCUCGAUGCCACGGCUGGCUCUACCUGGAGACGGGACAACUUCUGGUCCCGACUUGGCCGAAGGACGCUCAGCCCUCGCAUGCGUUAUCACUGGCAUACCCAUCUCAUUCCUGCCCUCUACUACGCCUUGAGUGUCUUCCUUGGAUUGGCGUCGGCUGCUGUUGUUUGGUCUGAAUUUACCAAGGCUAUCUCCGCCAAGGUCAAUAUCAUUAGCCGCACGGUUGUCCACCAUCCCAGCUCCGACUCAAAGAUCGGCUUCGCAGGACAAUGCAUUGCAGCGCUCUGGCUACUUUACAUGGUUAUGUCCGCGCUCUACGCCAUCACCGAAGUCAAGAUCUGGGGCAACCGCGCAUUGGUCCGUCGCCAAACCUACGCCGAGAGCGCGUGUUGGUAUUCGUGCCAGGUCGCCAAGCUGACGGUGCCGCUGGCCUACAACUUCAUCACCUUCUUCGAGGGUGAGAUCUACAAGGAGACGGUCUUCUUCUCCUUCCUCGGCAAGCUGGUCAACCUGACGCCGCUCGGCUCGGGCUUCUCGAGCUACUUCCCCAUGCUCAUCCUCAUCCCGGUGGCGGCGACGCUGUUCGGCCUGUAUGGGCGGGCCAAGCGCAUCAUCGGGCUGGGCGAGUACAUGGAGAUCGGCGACGAGGAUGACGACGAGAUCGACAACGCCUUUUCGGGCUGGCGUGAGGGCCGCGCCCUCAUCGACCGCGAGGUCCACGGCAACGGCCUCCUCGCCGGCACCACCAGCGCCCUCGGCCUCCGCAACGCCCCGGCCGCUGCUUCUUCCUCGUCCUCUCCGCUCGCCGGCUCCUCGCCGCGCACCGCCAGCCCUGCCCAAGGCAUCCUCUCACCGAACAAGAACCGCUCCCCCGUCCGCCCUGCCGGCUUCGCGAGCCACAACCGCACCGCCACCAGCACCGCCGCAUGGCAGCAGCAACAACGAUCGACAGCUGCUUCUGCUUCUGCUGCUGCUAACCCUCCUUCGUCGUCUUCACGCGGCCGCCCCGCCGCCGAACGCAGCACCAACAACAUCUUCUCCAGCGCCGCCGCCGAAGAUGCUGCAGAGGCUGAAGGUGGCUGGCUCGGCGACUUCACGCACCGCCUGCGCAACACGUUCGAGACGGCAGACUUCACGCCGCCGAAGUGGAUGAGACCGGGUUCGAGUGAUGGGAGUGCUGGUAGUGGGGGUGGAAAUGUAGGGGGUGGUGAGGGGGAGGGAGCGCUGGGGCCGUUGGAAAGGUUGUUUGGGGGGAAUAGGGGGGGUGGUGUUAGGUUGAGGUAG